GGGGGGGAAGAAAGAGGAGAGCAGAGAGGAAAAAAAAAGACACAAUCUGGAGGAUUCUGAUUUUCUCAGUUACUUGCUAUCACCAAGAGAUGCAAGAGCAGAAAUUACACUAUUGCUACUAGCCUGCUGUUACAGUAACAUGGACUUCCUUACGACACCUUGAUCUGGAGAAAUCGGACUCUGCUGAUGUUUGCAUCACUGCUGCAAGACUUAAAAACCAAUCUAAAAUUUGUAGACUCCCAUUGGAACUGUCAAUAGGACUGCCAUACCAGUACCUGGUGUGGAUUUUUCAACAUCAGCUGAAACCUUUUUUAUUCAGUGGAAAAAAUGACUAAUAACACAACAAGCCACCAUCCAGGCAAUUCUGUUGCCGAGGGCAACCAUGACAGUGAAUUUGGCUGCACUGUUGGAGAUCUGCGGGCCCUCAUGGAACUGCGGUCUGGUGAAGCAGUCCAUAAAAUCCAUGAAACGUAUGGUGAUGUUCAGGAUAUCUGUAGAAGACUAAAAACUUCUCCAGUAGAAGGUUUAUCUGGCAAUCCAGCUGAUCUCGACAAACGAAAACAAGUGUUUGGUCAGAACUUUAUACCACCCAAAAAGCCAAAAACAUUUCUGCAGUUAGUAUGGGAAGCACUACAAGAUGUAACUUUAAUUAUACUAGAGAUUGCAGCCAUUAUAUCUUUGGGCCUUUCCUUUUACCGCCCUCCUGGAGGGGACAGCGAAUUAUGUGGGGAAGCCACAGGUGGCGAAGAUGAAGGAGAGGCAGAGGCUGGCUGGAUUGAAGGUGCAGCUAUUCUCCUCUCUGUUAUUUGUGUGGUGCUGGUGACAGCCUUCAAUGACUGGAGUAAGGAGAAGCAGUUCCGUGGGCUGCAAAGUCGCAUUGAACAGGAGCAGAAGUUCACUGUGAUCCGCAAGGGUCAGGUUAUCCAGAUUCCAGUGGCGGAGAUUGUUGUAGGCGACAUUGCUCAGAUUAAAUAUGGUGACCUCCUGCCAGCUGAUGGUAUCCUCAUCCAAGGCAAUGAUUUAAAAAUAGAUGAAAGUUCUUUGACAGGAGAGUCAGAUCAUGUGAGGAAAUCAAUGGAAAAGGACCCCAUGCUACUCUCUGGUACCCAUGUAAUGGAAGGCUCAGGACGGAUCCUGGUAACUGCAGUAGGUUUGAACUCCCAGACUGGUAUCAUUUUCACAUUAUUAGGAGCAGGUAGUGAUGAGGAAGAGAAGAAAAACAAGAAGGGUAAAAAACAAGGAGCCCCAGAAAAUCGCAACAAAGCUAAAGCUCAGGAUGGUGUUGCACUGGAGAUUCAACCAUUGAAGAGCGAGGAAGGUGGUGACCUGGAAGAGAGAGAGAAGAAAAAAUCAAACAUACCAAAGAAAGAAAAAUCUGUCCUGCAGGGAAAGCUCACCAAAUUGGCAGUGCAGAUUGGAAAAGCAGGCCUGCUGAUGUCAGCAGUCACAGUCAUCAUCCUGGUCUUGUUUUUCGUUAUUGAUACCUUUGGGAUUCAAGGAAGACCAUGGUUAGCAGAUUGUACCCCAAUUUAUAUCCAGUAUUUUGUGAAGUUUUUCAUCAUUGGAGUCACUGUGCUUGUAGUGGCUGUACCAGAGGGUCUUCCACUUGCUGUCACGAUCUCUCUGGCCUAUUCCGUGAAGAAAAUGAUGAAGGACAAUAAUUUGGUCAGACACUUGGAUGCCUGCGAAACUAUGGGCAAUGCUACAGCUAUUUGCUCAGACAAAACGGGUACACUCACCAUGAACAGGAUGACUGUAGUACAAUCAUAUAUUGGAGAAACACACUACAGGCAAAUACCUGCCCCAGAUGCACUUUUACCAAAAGUUUUGGAACGGAUUGUCAAUGGAAUUGCCAUCAACUCUGCUUAUACUACCAAAAUACUGCCCCCUGAGAAAGAAGGAGGCCUUCCUCGUCAUGUAGGGAACAAGACUGAAUGUGCUUUGCUUGGCUUUGUGCUGGAUCUGAAACAAGAUUAUCAGGCCAUACGCAAUGAAAUUCCAGAAGAGAAACUCUAUAAGGUGUAUACCUUCAACUCUGCACGCAAAUCCAUGAGCACUGUACUAAAGAAUGUUGAUGGGAGUUUUCGCAUGUACAGCAAGGGGGCCUCCGAGAUUCUCCUACGCAAGUGUACUAAAGUACUAACAAAAACUGGAGAUGUAACAGUAUUCAAGGUAAGAGACCGUGAUGAAAUGGUGAAGAAAGUGAUUGAACCAAUGGCUUGUGAAGGGCUGCGGACCAUCUGCCUGGCGUACAGAGACUUUGUUAAGGAACCUGAAUGGGAUAACGAAAAUGAGAUUCUGAGUGACCUGACUUGCAUCACUGUUGUGGGAAUUGAGGAUCCAGUGCGACCAGAGGUUCCAGAAGCCAUAUUGAAGUGUCAGCGAGCUGGUAUAACUGUUCGAAUGGUGACUGGAGACAAUAUUAAUACUGCACGUGCCAUUGCCACAAAGUGUGGCAUAAUCCACCCUGGAGAAGACUUUCUGUGUCUAGAAGGAAAAGAAUUCAACCGGCUUAUCCGCAACGAGAAGGGCGAGGUUGAACAAGAACGCCUUGAUAAAGUUUGGCCAAGUCUCCGAGUACUUGCCCGAUCAUCUCCAACAGAUAAACACACACUAGUGAAAGGUAUCAUUGACAGUACAAUUGGUGAGAUGCGGCAGGUGGUGGCUGUGACUGGAGAUGGGACAAAUGAUGGUCCAGCACUGAAGAAGGCUGACGUCGGCUUUGCUAUGGGCAUUGCGGGAACAGAUGUGGCAAAGGAGGCCUCUGAUAUCAUCCUGACAGACGAUAAUUUUACCAGUAUUGUUAAGGCAGUGAUGUGGGGCCGCAAUGUGUACGACAGCAUCUCCAAGUUUCUGCAGUUCCAGUUGACAGUAAAUGUGGUUGCAGUCAUUGUCGCAUUUACUGGUGCUUGUAUUACCCAGGACUCUCCACUUAAAGCUGUUCAGAUGCUCUGGGUAAAUCUGAUCAUGGACACAUUUGCUUCUUUGGCUCUGGCAACUGAACCACCAACAGAAUCUCUUCUGCUUCGCAAGCCUUACGGCAGGAACAAGCCACUAAUCUCUCGGACAAUGAUGAAGAACAUCCUGGGUCAUGGAGUUUAUCAGCUCACUAUUAUCUUCACCCUUCUCUUUGCAGGUGAGAAGUUUUUUGACAUUGACAGUGGGAGGAAUGCUCCACUUCAUGCUCCUGCUUCAGAACAUUACACCAUUGUGUUCAACACUUUCGUCAUGAUGCAGCUUUUCAAUGAAAUCAAUGCUCGCAAGAUUCACGGGGAGCGGAACGUGUUUGAAGCAAUUUUCCGCAACCCCAUCUUUUGCAGUAUUAUUGUGGGCACUUUUCUAAUUCAGAUUAUUAUUGUGGAGUUUGGAGGGAAGCCAUUCAGCUGCUCGGGGCUAACCCUUGACCAGUGGCUAUGGUGCAUCUUCAUUGGGGUUGGAGAGCUUCUCUGGGGACAGGUAAUCUCCUCAAUUCCGACAAGCCGCUUAAAGUUCCUGAAGGAAGCUGGCCAUGGUACAACGAAAGACAACAUCCCUGAAGGAGAGUUAAUGGAGGACAAUGAUGAAAUUGACCAUGCCGAGAUGGAACUUCGUCGGGGACAAAUCCUCUGGUUCAGAGGUCUGAAUAGAAUCCAGACUCAGAUGGGCGUUGUCAACACAUUCCAGGGUGGACCUUCCUUGCAGGGAGCACUGAGGCGGCAGCCCUCCAUAGUCAGCCAACACCACGAUAUCAAAGUGGUGAAUGCGUUCCGCAGUUCCUUGUAUGAGGGGAUAGAGAAACCAGAAUCUCGAAGCUCCAUCCACAACUUCAUGACACACCCAGAAUUUGGAAUGGAAGAUGACGAGCCUCGGAUCCCACUGAUUGAUGAGACUGAUGUAGAAAUCAAUGGACUUGCCCCAAGCCCACCCAAUAAGAAUAAUAAUGCUGUUGACAGUGGAAUUGGCCUACCCCUCACAGACGCUAGCAAGCUCGCCUCUUCCAGUCCAGGAAGCCCCUUACACAGUCUAGAAACAUCUGUCUGAACCUCUUUCCACAACAUCC
Hemiscyllium ocellatum (epaulette shark) is the source of this 4039-nucleotide messenger RNA. Its product is annotated as plasma membrane calcium-transporting ATPase 1-like. The transcript has 22 exons. The record is from RefSeq and is a predicted model, not a curated record. NCBI's taxonomy places the organism in Eukaryota, Metazoa, Chordata, Chondrichthyes, Orectolobiformes, Hemiscylliidae. Gene Ontology annotation, biological process: calcium ion transmembrane transport; regulation of cytosolic calcium ion concentration. Gene Ontology annotation, cellular component: intracellular membrane-bounded organelle; membrane. Bases 328 to 4020 code for a protein of 1230 amino acids. Gene Ontology annotation, molecular function: ATP hydrolysis activity; P-type calcium transporter activity; PDZ domain binding.